CGGCGCGGGGCCUGCCCGGCAUGGGCCAGCCGCGGCCUGGCGGGGCCGAGCCGGCGGGGGGAGCGCGGGGCCGGGCCUGCGGGGCGGGCGGCCCGCCCGGGGGCUGAGGGAGAAGUGGGCGCGGAGGAAGGGGCCGAGCCUCGGCGGUGGGUGGAGCGGCGAGGGGGCGGGGGCUGGGCCGCGGUGCAGCGGAGCGGGCGCCUGUCCGGAGCGCGGCGGCGGCGCCGGAGGAGGCGGAGGCGGCCCUGACGAGCGCCCGGAGGUGGCGGCCGAGGCGCCGGGGGCCCCAUGGGCGGGUGUGUGGGCGCCCAGCACGACUCCUCGGGCAGCCUCAACGAGAACUCGGAGGGCACCGGAGGUAGUUGCUUUAGGUCGCAACCAGCCUUUGAAAAAGGAGAAACCCAAAUGGAAAAGCGAUUACCCCAUGACAGAUGGACAGCUGCGCAGCAAAAGGGAUGAAUUUUGGGAUACUGCACCAGCUUUUGAAGGCCGUAAAGAGAUUUGGGAUGCCUUGAAGGCUGCAGCGCAUGCUUUUGAGAGCAAUGAUCAUGAACUGGCACAAGCAAUCAUCGAUGGUGCAAACAUAACGUUACCACACGGUUCACUUACAGAGUGCUACGAUGAACUGGGAAACAGAUACCAGCUUCCAGUCUAUUGCCUGGCACCACCUAUCAACAUGAUAGAGGAAAAGAGCGACAUAGAGACUCUGGAUAUUCCUGAGCCACCUCCUAAUUCUGGAUAUGAAUGUCAGCUCCGUUUGCGCCUUUCCACUGGCAAAGACCUCAAGCUUGUAGUGCGCAGCACAGACACAGUGUACCACAUGAAGAGGCGGCUCCACACAGCAGAGGGAGUGGAGCCGAGCAGUCAGCGGUGGUUCUUUUCUGGCAGACCUCUCACCGACAAGAUGAAGUUAGAAGAGCUGAAGAUCCCAAAGGACUACGUUGUACAGGUUAUAAUGAGCCAACCUUUGCAAAACCCAGCACCAGUUGAGAACUGAUCUGGUCCUAUUGGCUGGUCCCCAGGUCCCUCCCGCUCCUUUGUAUUGUUGUUUCCUACUCCAUGGCGUGAAAUUUAUUUUCACUGCUCUGAAUUCCGUAUAAUGGAUUUCGUUCUGAGGAAUUACCAGUGAAAAUUCCAUCUGUGAUGGAGACCAACAAAAAUAAUUAAUAAAACACAAAGAGCUAGCA
This is a messenger RNA of Pipistrellus kuhlii (Kuhl's pipistrelle), 1187 nucleotides long. It is a transcript of the gene UBTD2, whose product is annotated as ubiquitin domain containing 2. NCBI's taxonomy places the organism in Eukaryota, Metazoa, Chordata, Mammalia, Chiroptera, Vespertilionidae. Bases 425 to 997 code for a protein of 190 amino acids. The record is from RefSeq and is a predicted model, not a curated record. Gene Ontology annotation, molecular function: protein binding. The transcript has 3 exons.